Molecule: messenger RNA, 2082 nt
Organism: Pipistrellus nathusii (Nathusius's pipistrelle)
Lineage: Eukaryota; Metazoa; Chordata; Mammalia; Chiroptera; Vespertilionidae
Source: the annotation of a GenBank genome assembly
AUGGCGUCCACCGCGGCCACGCUGGUGGCCAGCACCGCAGCCACACUGAUGGUCAGCACCGUGGCCACGGCCACCGGCCCGCUGGACAAGUACCUGUGGUUGCUGAUCCUGGGCUUCGUCAUCGCCUUCGUGCUGGCCUUCUCCGUGGGUGCCAAUGACGUAGCGAAUUCGUUUGGCACGGCCGUGGGCUCGGGAGUGGUGACCCUGAAGCAGGCCUGCAUCCUGGCGAGCAUCUUUGAGACCGUGGGCUCCGUUCUGCUGGGGGCCAAAGUGAGUGAGACCAUUAGGAAGGGCCUGAUCGAUGUGACCAUGUACAACACGACCCAGCACCUGCUGAUGGCCGGCUCUGUCAGUGCCAUGUUCGGUUCUGCCGUGUGGCAGCUAGUGGCUUCGUUUUUGAAGCUUCCCAUCUCUGGAACCCAUUGUAUCGUGGGCGCAACCAUUGGUUUCUCCCUUGUGGCACAAGGACAGGAAGGUGUCAAGUGGUCUGAACUGGUCAAAAUUGUGAUGUCUUGGUUUAUUUCUCCGCUGCUUUCUGGUAUCAUGUCCGGAAUUUUAUUCUACUUUGUUCGGAUGUUCAUCCUCCGUAAGGAAGAUCCAGUUCCUAAUGGUUUGCGAGCUUUGCCAGUUUUCUAUGCUUGCACAGUUGGGAUAAACCUGUUUUCCAUCAUGUAUACUGGAGCACCUUUGCUGGGCUUUGACAAACUUCCUCUGUGGGGCACCAUCCUCAUCUCGGUGGGAUGUGCAGUUCUCUGUGCCCUUAUCGUCUGGUUCUUUGUAUGUCCCAGGAUGAAGAGGAAAAUUGAACGAGAAAUAAAGUCUAGUCCUUCGGUAAGCCCCUUAAUGGAAAAAAAGAUUAGCUUGAAAGAAGACCACGAAGAAGCAAAGCUGUCUCUUGGUGACAUUGAAAUCCGGAGCCCCAUUUCUGAGGUGGGGCCUGCCACUGUGCCCCUGCGGGCCGUGGUGGAAGAGAGGACUGUCUCCUUCAAGCUGGGAGACUUGGAGGAAGUGCCGGAGCGAGAGCAGCUUCCCAGUGUGGACCUGAAAGAGGAAACCAGCCUGGACGGGCCCAUGAACGGUGCCGUGCAGCUGCCUAAUGGGAACCUUGUGCAGUUCAACCAGGCCGUCAGUAACCAGAUCAACUCCAGUGGCCACUACCAGUAUCACACCGUACACAAGGACUCCGGCUUGUACAAAGAGCUGCUGCACAAGCUGCAUCUUGCCAAGGUGGGCGACUGCAUGGGAGACUCUGGUGACAAACCCUUGAGGCGCAACAAUAGCUACACUUCCUAUACCAUGGCAAUUUGUGGCAUGCCUCUGGAUUCAUUUCGUGCCAAAGAAGGUGAGCAGAAAGGUGAGGAGAUGGAGAAGCUGACGUGGCCGAAUGCAGACAGCAAGAAGCGAAUUCGAAUGGACAGUUACACCAGCUACUGCAAUGCUGUGUCCGACAUUCACUCGGCCUCUGAGAUGGACAUGAGCAUCAAGGCAGAGAUGGGUCUGGCUGACCGAAAAGGAAGUAGUAGCUCACUAGAAGAAUGGAACGAUCAGGAUAAACCAGAAGUAUCUCUCCUCUUCCAGUUCCUGCAGAUCCUCACGGCCUGCUUUGGCUCAUUUGCCCAUGGUGGCAACGAUGUCAGCAACGCCAUUGGCCCUCUGGUUGCCCUGUACCUGGUUUAUGAAAGGGGAGAUGUAUCUUCAAAAGUAGCAACCCCAAUAUGGCUUCUGCUGUAUGGUGGUAUUGGCAUCUGCAUUGGUCUGUGGGUCUGGGGAAGGAGAGUCAUUCAGACCAUGGGCAAAGAUCUGACGCCAAUCACACCCUCCAGUGGCUUCAGUAUUGAACUGGCAUCUGCCCUUACUGUGGUAAUUGCAUCCAACAUUGGCCUUCCCAUCAGUACAACUCAUUGUAAAGUGGGCUCUGUUGUGUCCGUUGGCUGGCUCCGAUCCAAAAAGGCUGUUGACUGGCGACUUUUUCGCAACAUAUUCAUGGCCUGGUUUGUCACGGUCCCCAUUUCUGGUGUAAUCAGCGCUGCUAUCAUGGCGUUGUUCAAAUAUGUCAUCCUCAGCAAAAACUAUUCGGGAUGA